Molecule: messenger RNA, 3126 nt
Organism: Symbiodinium natans
Lineage: Eukaryota; Dinophyceae; Suessiales; Symbiodiniaceae
Source: the annotation of a GenBank genome assembly
AUGGAGGCUGCUGACGAAGGUGAUGGCUUGAGAUCUGCGUCGUCGAGCCCUGUUGUGCGCAGCCAGUCUGGGAACCUCAGCGUUUGGAAGUUACCCAGCAUCAAACAGAAGCUGAAGGAUCACCUCAUUACUGCGCAGGAAGCCCUGCUGCAACAGAGCCAGGAGCGGCACGAGAUAUACAGUGCCACCAACUCAAGCAAGAAGGACACUAAGGACACCAAGGCACCCACCUUGCCACUUCCGCAAAGUUCGGAGAGGGCUGUGUCACGUAGGGCCUCUUCGAUUCUUCAAGUGCAGGAUAUGGCUGCAGAGAAAAGAGAAGCCCUGGAGCCGCUUUGGCCGAAGAGAUGGCACGAACCCUCAGACAAGAAUCUCUCGUCUACCUCGCCAUCGCAGCCUCAGGAGGAUGUGUCUCCUGAGUCAGGCUUGAGCAGUGGACGAGCUCGUGCCAACACUUUGGAUAACCUCACACCGACCGUUGCAGAAAACAUGAGGACUGUCUUCUCUGAUUUCCGCAAGGCGUAUGCUUACAUGGGCAUCGAUUGGUACACGGUCCAAAAGAAGAGGCAAAACUUUUCGCUGCUCUUCUUCAUAGAAGAGCUCUACUACUGGUGCUAUGCCACCUACAUUGUCUUGAUCAUCUUGUUUGGAGCCGUGCUUUUUUGGUACGAGCCGGGAGGCAAGUUCACCUUCGCCCAAGCACUGUACACCUCAGCGAGCUGUGUCUCUCAAAGUGGGCUGGCGGUGGUGGAUUGGUCUAAACAGUCAGAUCGCACCUAUGUCAUCAGCUUCUUCUUGAUCUUGCUGGGCUCUGCAUCCCUCCUUCACCUGAUGCCGGUGAUUCUUAGGCAGAACUCUUUUCGAAUGCAAGCCAAGAUGGCUUCCUGGCAGAAGUUUGUGCAGGAACAGGAUCGGCAGAGCAGGAUCCUUUCAUCGGGUAAACUGGUGAGUCUGCCACGCUCGCUUUCUGAUCCAGGUGUUCCAGAGACCUACGUGCAUCACAUCAAUCAUGAUGGCCAUGCUCAAGGUGCAGUGCGAUGGGCACCUAGGCAGACGUCUGCGGAGGAGGCUGAUCAUUACAGUCCCAAAGUGGGCACCUGCAGCCGGGCUUUGGCAAGGAAGCAUCGAAUGGAGUACAAGGCACUUGGAAAAGUGCUGAAAAUCAUGCUGGGGUACUGGUUAGUCAGCCAUUUUCUUGGUGCGCUCGUCUUUUACCUGUACUUCAAGAUUCGGCAAAACGAAAUCCAGGAGAAGUUUCACAGGGAGGGUCUCCAUCCCCUGUACCAUGCACUGUACCUUUCCGUGUCCAGCUUUCAGAACAAUGGUUUGGUCAUGACGCCAUCCUCGGUCAUGGACUUUGUGAGAAGCCCGAUACUUCUCACCACAGUUGGCGUUCUGAUCGUCUUGGGGAAUACGGGGCUACCUAUCAUGGUGCGGCUAAUCGCUGCGAUCUGGAGACGGAGUACGCGGCCUCAUUCUGAGACCAGAAGAGUCCUGGAUUUUCUGAUGGAGCACCCGCGCCGUUGCUUCACGCACAUGUUCCCGGCUGUCCACACCAUGUGGCUAAUGCUGGUUGUCGUCGGCCUAAACAUUUUGGGCACCCUCGUGAUCCUGAUCCAGGAUUUUCACAGCCCGGCUUUCAAGGGGCUGCAUGCCCAUGAAAUCUUGGGCAACGCCUUUUUCCAGACGGUCUCCACACGCACCGCAGGAAUGAACUCGGUCAACAUUGCUCAGCUCUCGCAGGGUACGACCUUCUUCAUGGCCGUGAUGAUGUAUUUCUCCACAACGCCCACCGUUGUUACCAUGCGGCUCUCAGCAGCGAUGCAGGAGCUGGACAUCACGGGCAGGGUGGAAGGUGUCGAGGAGACGGUCUUGACUGGGUCGGAGAACUCUCUGAAGGGCCAGGCACGAAGAUACUUGACCCAAGACGCAACAUACCUUGUGGUGAUAUGCUUUCUGAUCUGUUGCUUCGAACAGAGCAGUUUCGCCAGGGCAGCGAGGGACCCGUCGCCUGACAGCGAUGGCAUCUACACAGACUUUGGUUUCUUCAAGGUUCUGUUCGAGCUGCUUUCGGCCUAUGGAACUUGCGGCCUGAGCCUGGGAUACGAGAAUCAGACCUUUUCUUUCAGUGGAGUUUGGAGCCAACCGUCUCAGCUGCUGCUAGUGGCGACCAUGAUCCUCGGGCGUCUCAGGGGGCUUCCAGACUCGAUUGAUGCAUCAGUCCGUGUGGCAAUGACCAAAGACGACGCUGGCACCACUGCAGUCAAGAAGGGGCCUUCAAGGUUCCAGGUUACGCAGUCUGAAGGGUCCCUGGGGGUCUUGGGGCAGGCUCAGGUCGUGGUGGCCAGGUGGCAGAACCUGUGUCACUUCCCUGCAGCUGCAGAACUAGUGCGACGUGCCUGCGUGUCACGUGAUGAGAGCAGUGAGCCACAAUCGUUGGACCCGAAGCUGCGCGCCUUGCAACGGCAGCAAAGGACAGCCAUGAACAGCAAUGGACAGAUUGUGUGCACUGCGUGCAGAGACAGGCCCUUACUCGGGGGAGACCCGCCCAAGCUCCGGGAUGACGAACAACUGCGCCUUGUCACGGCAGAUGUUCUGCUCGGGCUCAUAGAGGAAGGCGCCGACAGUGAGGCAGCUGCCCUGCCACUGGAGAAGGUACUCGCCCUGCCAUGGCCUUCCGGCCUUGGCUUCGUGGUGGAUCGCUGCCUGUUUGGAGGCGGCCUCUGGCGUGGAGAAGUUGUGGAGAUCUACGGCGCCCCUGGAACAGGAAAAACGCAGCUGGGUCUCUUCCUUGCAGCGUCGACUGCGGCUUCCACUGGGGCUGCGGUCCACUACAUCACGAACAAGGACCCUCCCGCGACUUUGGCCAAACGCUUGCAGACCAUUGUGCAGUCUUCGCAGGUGGAGGACAUGGAGAUGCUGUUGGGAAAGAUUCGCAUCUCUAGCAUGACCGACUUCACGGCCUUUGCCAGGCUCAUGGUCUCUGCGCUGGCACAGCCUGGGGAAUCCUUGCCGGCAUUGGUGAGCUCGCUCAGCUCCAGCUCGCGAAGCUCGUUAGAGUCCGCGAGAUUACGUGCGUCUUGUACGACGCAGAUCACUUUCCUUGAUCCGCACAAUGUAGUCUAG